AAAAAUAGUGAGACUUGAGAUUUUUGUUUUGCAUAACACAUACAGCAAACCAGUAAAAAAAGGCGGUUUUGAAUACAAGUACAACUUCGAUUACCGUAUUCAAUUUUCCGAGUUUUUCCUUUACACGACUGAAAUUCAACAGGAAAAAAUCAUAAAUCGCUACUUUCCAUUUUCCAAUCUUGUUGAACGCUGAGCUGAAUUCCUUUCCUUUCAUGGCUUCCUUUCGCAGGCUCCUUCCUCUUUGCUCUUCCCUAAGACAGGGAACGAGGUUUUCUUUUUCUGGAGUAUAUGAAAGAUUUGGAGCAAAUGUAUGUGGCUACAGCAAGUUUACAUCCUCCGUGCAUACGGUAUCCAAGUUUGAGGAAAAAAUAAAGCGUGCAGAAGCAGACGCUUCGGAGGAUAAUGAUGACAUUGACAAUAUUCGGAGGGAGUUCGAUGCUGCCAAACGGAGUUUCCUUGAGAUUCCAGAAGCACUCAAGGCAAUGCCGAAGACAAAUCCUGAAGGUAUAUAUGUGAAUAGGGGUCUCAGAUUGGAUCUUAUUCAAGUAUAUGGAUUUGAUUAUGAUUUUACUUUGGCACAUUACUCUGCUAACUUGCAAAGUUUGAUAUAUGAUCUCGCAAAGGAGCACAUGGUGAAGGAGUUUAAGUAUCCGGAGGUUUGUAUGAGUUUUAAAUAUGAUCCAUCCUUUCCCAUUAGAGGAUUGUACUAUGAUAGGGAGCAUGGCUGUCUAUUGAAGUUGGAUUUUUUUGGUUCCAUAGAGGAAGAGGGAUGCUUCUAUGGUCGUCACCAGCUUAGUGAGGAGGAAAUAGUAGAGAUAUAUGGCACAAGACAUAUUGGCCGUGACCAGGCACGCCGUCUGGUGGGCUUGAUGGACUUUUUCUGCUUCAGUGAGGCAUGUCUCAUUGCUGAUAUGGUGCAAUAUUUCGUUGAUGCUAAACUAGAAUUUGAUGCCUGCUAUAUAUAUGAAGAUGUUAAUAAUGCAAUUCAGCAUGUUCAUCAAAGUGGUUUGAUGCAUAGAGGAAUUCUAUCUGAUCCUCAUCGAUAUCUUGUAAAAAAUGGCCAGCUUUUACGGUUUCUUAGGAUGUUAAAGGAGAAGGGGAAGAAACUUUUCUUGCUGACAAAUUCACCGUAUUACUUUGUGGAUGGAGGGAUGCAGUUUAUGUUGGAGGAUUCAACGGGCAACAGCGGUUCAUGGAAGGAGCUUUUUGAUGUUGUAAUUGCAAAAGCCAAUAAGCCGGGUUUCUACACUUCCGAGCAUCCUUUCCGCUGCUAUGACACAGAGAAGGAUACUCUAGCUUUUACGAAAGUGGAUACAUUCCUUAAAAAUAAAAUAUAUUACCAUGGAUCCCUGAAAUCUUUUCUCCAAAUAACUAAAUGGAAGGGCCCAGAGGUGAUAUACUUUGGUGAUCACCUAUUUAGUGACUUGAGGGGCCCUUCAAAGGCUGGUUGGCGGACUGCUGCUAUCAUCCAUGAAUUAGAAGAUGAAAUACGCAUACAGAACGAAGAUCGUUAUCGAUUUGAACAGGCAAAAUUUCAUAUACUACAGGAACUGCUUGGGAGAUUACAUGCAGUUAUACCCAGUAGUAAGAGAAGUGAGGCAUACAAGUUGCUUAUGGGUGAACUAAAUGAAGAGAGGCAGAAAGCACGCAGUAUGAUGAAGAGAAUGUUCAAUACAUCUUUUGGGGCCACCUUCCUCACUGACAAAGGUCAAGAAUCUGCUUUUGCUUAUCACAUCCAUCAAUAUGCUGAUGUGUACACUAGUAAACCAGAAAACUUUUUGUUCUUCUCACCUGAGACGUGGCUUCAUGCACCCUGUGAUAUCAAGAUCAUGCCUCAUCAUGUGAAGAUUCCAUCUAGUUUGUUCAAAACCAGUAGAUGUUCCUCAAUGCCAUAAAAAGAUUGGAGGACCAUUUUGUUCAAGCUCAAAAUCUGGUAAGCUUAUUGACGUUUCUGUCACUGCGGAUGACGUUUCUGUCAUUACGGACGACCGUGGUAUUAUGCUUUAUGUUCCAUGAUGGGGUGGGAAUGAGUUCAUGUAUCUCUUGCACGUGAUUCUAAAACAUCAUCUCACAUUGCGCCGCAAAAGGAACUAUCUGUUAUCUCUAUUCCAAAUUUUGUGGAAUUUUGAACAAAGAUGGUGAGUUAUUGACUAGUAUGGUGAUGAACUGCCAUCGGAUUGACAGUUGAUUUUUGCUUACUAGGUGAUUGAUUAAAGCUUUAACCCAAAUUGAUAUGUUUGAACUUUGAUUAGCAGCAUGCCUGUCUACUGGUAGAUGAUUGUUAACCAUAUCCUAGUUCUUUAACGCUGUCCAGCUAUGUCAUUGGCAGCUAUUUGUAUCCUUCUAGUUAGAAAAGCAUGUAUUGCGCUUGCAUAUUUGUUUUUAAUUUAGUCGUUAUCGUUAUCA
Messenger RNA from Gossypium raimondii (Peruvian cotton), 2406 nucleotides. RefSeq lists its product as uncharacterized. The coding region runs from base 213 to 1895 and encodes 560 amino acids. Gene Ontology annotation, molecular function: 5'-nucleotidase activity. The transcript is spliced from 14 exons. NCBI's taxonomy places the organism in Eukaryota, Viridiplantae, Streptophyta, Magnoliopsida, Malvales, Malvaceae. The record is from RefSeq and is a predicted model, not a curated record.